Molecule: messenger RNA, 999 nt
Organism: Epithele typhae
Lineage: Eukaryota; Fungi; Basidiomycota; Agaricomycetes; Polyporales; Epitheliaceae
Exons: 4
Coding region: 1-999 (332 amino acids)
Source: RefSeq, a predicted model, not a curated record
AUGGACUCGCCCCGUAUCCAGUCCGAUACGGAAGGUUUCAACGACUCUGAUUGCAAUGACGCCGACUCUCUGCUCAGCGACUUCGACUUUCCAGCACAAAAUCCAGUACCAGAACAAAUGUCGCAACCGCGCGAGGUUUCAAACACGUCUCCUCCGCAGGAUGAAGCUCCUUUGGCGUUUUACUCUAUCUCGUCGAAAUCCGCCCUCAAAACCCCACCCAAGAUGGCGAACACGAUGUUAGAUGACCAUUGUGAUCGCGCAGAUGAAGACCUUUUGAAUCCUCGCGGAAGCACAUCCGAGAAUGGUUCACCAAUUUCUACGGAUCAGGGUGACGCGAUAUCCGGGUCUCCAGGACCCAAGGUCGAAGAUGGGAUCAACCUCGGUACUCCUAACAUAAAGCGCGUUCAGACGGUCCAUCAACACCCGCUCGAGAAAGAUAUCGGGACCAGUGACAUAAUUUCUCCGCAAGAGAAAUCACCGUUCCAGAAGUCAAAGUCGAAGAAGAAAUCGAAGAAGCAGGGGGCGGUCAAGGUCGAACCGAUAGCUAAACAGGUUCAGACGCAUGCCUUACGUCUCUUUGGCCGUAAAACCGCCCGAUCACCGUUUCGCCGGUCCAAGCUUGCCACCCUGGCUGAGGCAGAUGCCUUCGAUGAGAAAGCUGGGAAGCCGUGCUGUACCCCCGACACAUUCAAGGUGUCCUUCGACGCGCCCCCUGGGCACUCAUUCAACAAGUCGGCGAUUCGCGUGUUCGCGCAGAGCUUCCUACAGAGCCACGAACGCAGCGCCCAGGAUGAGGACCUCAUCGUGGAGAAAUUCUAUCGGCACUUUCGAACGCUGAGAGACAAUCUUCCCAAAUACGGCAUUGAAGAGGACGUUGACACACAGGCACACGGGGAAGACACGAAGGAAGUCGAAGCAGGCGAGCACGACAAGCACACCGAGGGGGUUUCCAAGGUUUGCACACGUGCCCAGGCGGGAUCGAAGUCGAAACGUGGGUAG